Molecule: messenger RNA, 4492 nt
Organism: Strigops habroptila (Kakapo)
Lineage: Eukaryota; Metazoa; Chordata; Aves; Psittaciformes; Psittacidae
Gene: USP28
Product: ubiquitin specific peptidase 28
Exons: 28
Coding region: 350-3664 (1104 amino acids)
Biological process (GO): regulation of protein stability; DNA damage checkpoint signaling; protein deubiquitination
Cellular component (GO): nucleus; cytosol
Molecular function (GO): cysteine-type endopeptidase activity; cysteine-type deubiquitinase activity; protein binding
Source: RefSeq, a predicted model, not a curated record
UUUUCAUUUUUACAGGAGACAUGUGCCGGAGGCUUGCUGGCUGGGAGAGGGAAACUGGGCUCCAGCGCCGCUAUGGCUGCACUGGCUGUGUGACACCUUCUCAAAGCUCUUCUGCUCUGCUGUAGUUUUAAGAGACGUUUCCCAUCAGAAACCACAGCACAACCAGGCUGGAUUUGGAUAAAACCAAGUUGGCCAUUACAGGAAUGGAAUCCCUGCGGAGAAACCACACGGAUGCUGUGCCUGGCAAACUCAUGAGUUGUGGGUGAUGAGACCCGGAGCUAGGAUGUGACCAAGGGGCAGUGAAACCUCCCUCAUUCUGCUGCAGAGGCUGGAACUCCAGGACUGCCAGAUGCUUUUAGACCAGCUGAAAGAGAUCACAGGAAUUCAAGACUCCGCUUUCCUUCAUGCGGCUCUAAAGGCUGCUAAUGGAGACCUGAUGGAAGCAGUCACCUUCCUGACUGAGGAGAACGCCCAGGAGCCAGCUAGGGAUGUGGCUGCUGCAGAGCCAUCCGCUUGGGAAGGGAGCGCAGUGGGCAAACAGCUCCCACAGAAUGUUACUACUGCACUUACCUCAAACAACAAAGACGACCUCCGUGCGACUGACACCUUCAGACCACUGGAAUCACCAAAAACUCAGGCUGUAGAGAGGGAUGCUCCCGAGAGGCCACAGGAAGCACAUUCUGCUGAAAACAAAAGCCGUUCCAAAAGAAAACGCUGUGAAGUCUGGGGAGAGAACCCCAAGCACAAUGGCUGGAGAAGAGUGGGCGACUGGCCUGUUGGCAUGAAAAACAUUGGAAAUACGUGUUGGUUUAGUGCUGUCAUACAGUCUCUGUUUCAGCUGCCAGAAUUUCGGAGGCUGGUCCUUGGGUACUCUCUCCCACAGCAUGUGCUCGAAGGCUGUCACACUCGCACUGGAAAAAGAAAUGUUGCAUUCAUGCAAGAACUUCAGUGUUUGUUUGCCUUAAUGCUGGGGACCCGGCGCAAGUUUGUAGACCCUUCUGCAGCACUGGAACUCUUGAGGGGUGCGUUCAGAUCCACUGAGGAACAGCAGCAAGAUGUGAGUGAAUUUACACACAAACUACUGGACUGGCUGGAGGAUGCAUUCCAGCUCACUGUGAAUGUCAAAAGCCCCGAGGACAAGUCUGAAAACCCAAUGGUACAGCUUUUCUAUGGGACUUUCCUGACUGAGGGUGUCCAUGAGGGCAAUACCUUUUCCAAGAUUGAAACCUUCGGUCAGUAUCCCCUUCAGGUAAAUGGUUAUCGAGACUUGAAUGAGUGCUUGGAAGGAGCCAUGGUGGAGGGAGAGGUACAGGAGGCGACCGCAUCUCAGUCGGGCAAGUACAGGCAGGAGCGCUGGUUUACAAAACUCCCGCCUGUGCUGACCUUUGAGCUCUCUCGAUUCGAGUUCAAUCAGUCACUGGGACAGCCUGAGAAGAUUCACACCAAGCUAGAAUUUCCCCAGACCAUUUACAUGGACAGGUACCUCUAUUGCAGUAAAGAGCUUAUUCAGAUGAAGAGAGAAGAGAUGAAGAGAUUGAGUGAGAAACUGGUGAUUCUGCAGCAGAAACUGGAAAGGUACAUGAAGUACGGCUCCGGCCCAGCCCGCUUCCCGCUGCCCGACAUGCUCCAGUAUGUGCUGGAAUUCGUUGCCACAAAGCCAGCUGCAGCUCUUCCUCCUGCUCAGGGCUCUCAGACAACACCCCUGCAGUCCCAAGCCGAUCCUUGUGUUUUGGAUGUGCUUUCACAGCCAAACGGCAUACUAGAAAGGGGGGACAGUAGGACAGAAGAUGGAGCUUUCUCUUCACCGCAGCAAGACUCGAGUGCUCCUCUCCAGCCUUCUGGUGCAGCAGCAGCAGCGAUGUCUGAGCAUCCGGCUCCUCACGUGGUUUCCGAGGAGGAGCUGAACCUGGUUCGGACCUGUCUAGAGCGAUGGAGAACCGAGAUCGAGCAAGAUGUGCAAGAUCUGAAGGAGUCUAUUGCCAGAAUCAGCCUGUCCAUUGAACAAAUAUACUGUGACCCUCUCCUCCAGCAGGUUCCCUAUCGCUUGCACGCAGUCCUGGUACACGAAGGGCAAGCAAACGCUGGUCACUACUGGGCCUUCAUCUACGACCAGCCUCGGAAAAGCUGGCUCAAAUACAACGACAUCUCCGUGACAGAAUCCUCGUGGGAAGAGCUGGAGAGAGAUUCAUUCGGGGGCUUGAGGAAUGCCAGUGCCUACUGCCUGAUGUACAUCAGUGAGGAGGUGUCCUGCCCUGUGGCAGGUACUGGCACCAGAGAUGCUGAUGAGGAAGCUGGCCCCGAGGUUGGACAGUUUCAGAAGGAAGUCGAAGACUUGCCACUGGAGCUGAGGCACUACAUCCAGGAGGACAACUGGCGGCUUGAGCAGGAGGCCGAGGAGUGGGAGGAGGAGCAGUCCUGCAAGAUUCCCCAGAUGGAGCCUUCACUCGCUUCUGACUCACAGGACCUCUCCUCUGAAUCAGGCCCAGAUCAGCCGUCGGGCUGCGUGCGCUCCCUGUCCUCCGAGCACGCCAGGAUCGCACAGGAGCAGACGGCCAAAGCCAUCGCCAACAGCGCCGACACCUACGACAGGAACGGCGUCGAGGCGGCUCUCUGCGAGCCCAAGGAGGUAGAGCCAGUGAAGGCCCAGCCGGGAGAAACAGCCCUUACAGGUCAGGCAGAACAACUCCAGGACGCUAAGGAAGCAGAGCCUGCUGCCCACACUAGCUCACAGGUGAUGCUGAGUCCAGCCAUGCAAGGUGUCAUCCUGGCUAUUGCAAAAGCCCGCCAGACCUUUGAUCGGGAUGGGUCUGAAGCAGGGCUCGUUAAGGCGUUCCACGAGGAAUACUCCCGGCUCUACCUGCUUUCCAAGGAGACCCCGACCCCUCAGAACGAUGCCCGGUUGCAGCACGUGCUCAUUUACUUUCUGCAAAACAACGCUCCACAGCAGGUCGUGGAACGGACCCUCCUGGAGCAGUUUGCAGACAAAAACCUCAGCUAUGACGAAAGAUCCAUUAGCAUCAUGAAGGUAGCGCGAGCAAAGCUGAGAGAAAUCGGUCCUGACGAUGUCGACAUGGAGGAGUACAAGAGAUGGCACGAAGACUACAGCCUCUUCCGCAAGGUGUCCGUUUACCUGCUGACAGGGCUGGAGCUGUACCAGAACAGGAAGUACCAGGAGUCGCUCACCUACCUGGUGUACGCCUACCAGAGCAACACCAAGCUGCUGCAGAAAGGCACCAAGAGAGGAGUGAGCGAAUCCCUGAUUGCCUUGUACAGAAGGAAUUGUCUCCUGAAGCUGAACGAGGUGGCAGCAUCUAUGUUUGUAAGCUGUGAAGAAGCUCGUGUGGCAGAGGGCAUUAGCAUCCUGAACGAGCUGAUCAUCCCCUGCAUGCACCUCAUGAACAACUUUGAGAUCUCCAGAGAGGACAUGGAUGCCAUCGAGGUCAUGAGAAACCGCUGGUGCUCCUAUUUGGGUCGCGAAGACAUGGACGCAAAGCUGCAGAUGAGGCUGGGUGAAGUCCUGCCCCGGCUCCUCGACUGCCCCAGCGAGGUCAUCGUCCUGAAGGAGCCGCCGAAGAUCCGACCCAACUCCCCCUACGACCUGUGCAGCCGCUUUGCAGCCGUCAUGGAGUCCAUCCACGGCGCCUCGACCGUCACUGUGAAAUAGUCUGUGGCUGUGCGCUGCGGUGCCAGGCGCAGCAUCCUCUGCCGGCAGCACUUGAGAGGGAGCGGGAAGAGAAGGGGUGGCUCGCGUUCAGAGCUCUGCUCCUUGUACAUACGAACCAGUAAAACAAGCAGGAUUGCACUUCAGAGACAAAACGUUACCACACGAAGAGGGGUUCUUCUGCUUCCACAGCUUCCUGGACACAGAUCCCGGGGCCUGUGACAGCUGCAGAGCAAGGGUCCACUCCUCUGGUGAGUGGCCACAAGCUGCUGUUGGCCUGUCCAACACCUUUACAUCAUCCUGAGUGAUGAGCUACCACAGACAGUAAGUCCAGGUCUUGCCAAGCUCUUGCUAGCAGGAGCCAGGGCUGUGUCAUCAGGAAGCAGGGAUGGAGGGUGGCUUCCGUUCUGUCCUGUGGGCAGCUGAGUAUUCUGGUCAAGUCAAGCAGGUUUUGGGCUUUUGUGUUUUAACUGGCAGGAGAAGGUACACAGGAGUCUUCCUCAGAGAAAGCAGUGAGAGGAAGAGAUUCUCUUCUGCCUGGCUAAGGGGGAUCCAAAGGACAUCCACCCCUCAAACAUCCUUCUCCCCUCAGGUGGGGCUCAGUGCCAGAUGAGCAUUGACAACCACUGAGGGUUAGAAUGGGCUCCUUUUUUGUGGUGCUGGGCUUUUUGUGUUGAUGUUCCGUAAAACAAGUGCCCUGUUUGCGUUUCCCUCAGUGGGCGCCUGUACUCGCUUUUGGGCUGCAGUGGUUGUUGGGACCCUGUUUGUUCAGACUAUGCAGAAUUGUUCUGAAAGUGCAAUAAAAGCAUUUGUUCUAUGUUAGAAUGAAAA